UACAAAUUCGAUUGGGUGUUCAAUAGAGCAAAUUGGCUUGGGUUCCACUUCCUCCUGUUCCUUGAAUUCAUGGACGAGUUCCAGUAUUCGUACGACGUCGGUCCUCUCUUUUUUUGUGCGAGAGAUUUGAGAACCAACGAGCUUUUCCCUCACGAGAAGAGGUUCGUUCGUUCCCUUUCUUGGGGUGGUUUAUGUGGAACCUUCAGACCGCCACACUGCAGAUGGAUAGACGAGCAUGUAGUGGAGGACAAAUGGUUGAGCUUUAGAGGCCAGCAGUUGGCAUCGGCACUUGUCAAGAACGGUGGUGGAGAGAAGGCGUUUACAAACUAGGGAAUCACUAUUGCUCGCCGAUAAUCUGGAGCGCAAAGUUCAAACCAGAGGGAAACAUGAAAAGUCGUCAAGUCCUACAAGGACUCCUAUUCAUUUAUUUCGUCCAGAGCUCGUUGCCUCUGGAGAACCUAAUUGGAAAGCAGGUUAAACCUCUGCCGGAUCCUGACCCUAUUUUCAACCCCUAUCCAACUCCAGACACGGGUCCCUACUUCGAUCUUCACCGAACCGUCAAUGUAACGGCCCUCAAAGGAGUCACGACUCAUUUAGUUUGUCGCGUCAAGCGCUUGGGAAAUCACACGGUCUCUUGGAUAAGAAUUGCCGAUACAAGUUUAUUGACGGUGGGUCGCUACACGUACACCACGGACCUUCGCUUUGAAGCAUUUCACUCACCUCACACGGAUGACUGGAUUGUCCGACUCAAGAACCCCAAGCCCAAGGAUACCGGUAUAUACGGAUGUCAGAUAUCCACUACACCUCACCAGACUCAUUUGGUCCAUCUAGUGGUUCACGAACCUAACACGAAGAUCAUUGGAGGACCGGAUAUGUUUGUGGACGUUGGGAGUAUGGUGAACCUCAGCUGUGUGGUGGGCCACACGGAAAGACCUCCAUCAAAGGUCACCUGGUUGCACAAUGGACGCGAGAUCUCAUUUAGAGGACCAAGGAAUGGAGUCUCGGUUAUCACCGAAAAAGCCGAGGAGACGACGAUUCAUCUACUCAUGCAGGGGGCAAAUGGUCGAGACUCGGGCAUCUACGAGUGUGUUCCCAGCAACGCCCCUAAAGCCCAAAUCAAAGUCCAUAUUCUUAGAGGAAAUCAAGUGGCUGGUUUGCAAACGAACGGAUCUCGACCACAUUUCUUUUUUAAUACCUCCAGUCGAAUGUCAUUGCCUCAUCUGCUGUGUCAAUUGUUGUGGAUCCACGUCUUUCCUUACCUAGCUCGAUCCAGAUACAGUGUCUAAGGUGUAAAAAAUAUAUAAAUGCUCCUUUUUAA
Messenger RNA from Tigriopus californicus, 1318 nucleotides. Its product is annotated as zwei Ig domain protein zig-8-like. Gene Ontology annotation, biological process: synapse organization. The transcript has 7 exons. Gene Ontology annotation, cellular component: neuron projection membrane. The coding region runs from base 387 to 1286 and encodes 299 amino acids. The record is from RefSeq and is a predicted model, not a curated record. NCBI's taxonomy places the organism in Eukaryota, Metazoa, Arthropoda, Copepoda, Harpacticoida, Harpacticidae.